Molecule: messenger RNA, 2852 nt
Organism: Hymenoscyphus albidus
Lineage: Eukaryota; Fungi; Ascomycota; Leotiomycetes; Helotiales; Helotiaceae
Source: the annotation of a GenBank genome assembly
CGCCAUCGUCAUGAAUUUGAAAAUUCUUCCCAAUUCUCCUUCAUUGCCGUGAUUCACAGAAAACGCAUGAGUCUUCUAGCUUUCAGGCACCAAAAAACACCAAAGUGGCAGGGUGAAAGCGCUCCAACAAGUGCAUCUAUUCACAGCUUCUUGGAGCGAACUAGGGCAGCAGCGACCCAGUAAUUAGCCGAGUUUUAAAAGUAGCGUGGCGUACAAUUGAACCAGCUUUCCGCAAGGCUCAUCUCUGGCUCUCCCUCCUCAACACACGACCCUCUCUACCUGCCAACAUCAACACCCAAGAAGUUACCACGCCAGUCACAUUCAGAUACAUAUGGAGAGAUAGCCUUCAUCUGCCAACUGAACCUCCUUCUUCACGCGAUCUCCGAACCCCGCACUUCACCCCGUUUCUCGCGCUUGACUCUGAGAAUCUACAAGGCCAGAGAACCGAUACAUAGAGAUCCCAAAGAUUCAUUGACAUUCACAAGUCGCCGAAAUGGGUCAGACCUUGUCGGAGCCAGUCGUGGAGAAGGUAUGGUCUACUUUUCUUUCAUGCGCUAUAUCUUUCGCUGCCACCAACCCCGCGUUUUGGCUGGAUGCCUUUGAUGGGAAUAGUGGCAUCUCAACCACGACUACUCGGCCCUUGCGAUAUACAAUCGAUAUAUAUGUUGGAAGAUUUGAAACGGCUCUGCUCUCUGCUGUUUACUCGCGUCCCUCUCUCACUCUGCCGAGGUUCCUGAUGCUGACAUCUACUCUCUUUUAGAACUCGGCCUCCGGUGGUGACGAGCGAUUAAUCUUCGGUGUGUCGUCCAUGCAAGGAUGGCGUAUCAGUAUGGAGGAUGCGCAUGCUGCUAUUCUCGAUCUACAAUCCAUUUCUGGGGAGGCUUUGAAGCCGGCCAGUGCCGAGGAUAGGCUUUCUUUCUUCGGGGUUUACGAUGGACACGGAGGUGACAGAGUAGCCAUAUUCGCCGGCGAGCAAAUACACCAGAUUGUUGCGAAGCAGGAAGCAUUCAAGAAGGGUGACAUUGAGCAGGCCUUGAAAGAUGGUUUCCUGGCUACGGAUCGGGCGAUUCUUAAUGGUUAGCAUGUCGUUUGUGGGUACGCUAGAUGGGGACUGACUUGACCUCUUUUUAGAUCCACGGUAUGAGGAAGAAGUUUCUGGUUGCACUGCGUCCGUCGCAAUUCUCUCUGCAAAGAAGAUCUAUGUGGUAUGUUUAUAUGUCUUUUUUGUCCCAAAACUAUGGCUAACAAUUUCAGGGCAAUGCGGGAGAUUCUCGAAGCGUUUUGGGAGUAAAGGGCCGGGCCAAGCCGCUUUCCUUUGAUCACAAGCCGCAAAACGAAGGUGAGUUUAUGAUUUUUGAUACGCUAUGUUCAGAACAUGAAAGCCAACAUUCGUAUAGGUGAAAAAGCUCGUAUUACUGCUGCCGGUGGAUUUGUCGACUUUGGCCGUGUCAAUGGCAAUCUCGCACUCUCAAGAGCUAUCGGUGAUUUCGAAUUCAAGAAGAGUCCCGAGCUUUCUCCAGAGCAGCAGAUUGUUACGGCCUUCCCCGAUGUAACUGUUCACGAUAUCACCGAUGAUGAUGAAUUUUUAGUUGUUGCUUGCGAUGGUACGUAACAGCAAUUGGAUGGGCAAUGAAUAACAACUAACAUUUUGGCAGGAAUCUGGGAUUGCCAAUCUUCACAAGCAGUGGUUGAGUUUGUUCGACGUGGUAUUGCAGCAAAACAAGAACUUUCCAAGAUCUGUGAGAAUAUGAUGGAUAAUUGUCUCGCCUCAAACUCUGAGACUGGAGGAGUGGGUUGUGAUAAUAUGACCAUGACAAUUAUUGGUCUGCUCCGGGGGAAGUCCAAGGAUGAGUGGUAUGACGAGAUUGCGAAGCGCGUUGCCAAUGGAGACGGGCCAUGUGCACCUCCAGAAUAUGGCAAGUAGCAUGGUAUUUCUAGCCUUUGAGUAUAGCACUGAUAAUCCAAAUAGCUGAGUUCCGAGGUCCUGGUGUACACCAUAAUUUCGAUGACAGUGAUAGCGGCUAUGAUGUCGACAUGGACCAAAAGAACAAAGCUACAAGCGGCAAUCAAAGAGGUCGUAUUAUCUUGCUAGGAGAUGGUACCGAAGUCUUGACCGACUCGGAUGACACGGAGAUGUUCGACAACCAGGAAGAAGAUAAAGAUUUGGCAAGUCAAGUAAACAAAGGUCAGCGGCCAGCCUCCAACGAGGAAAAGACGAGCAGUACAACUCCUAAGACCAAGCCUACUGCAAACUCUUUUCUUACAAACUCGAUAGAUACGUCGGAGAAGAAAGUCGAAAAUACGAUACCCAAGUAACGGAAAAGUUGUAAAGCAUGUUGAGAACGCCUCUUAGUUCAGUAUUUGGUCGCACAAUGCCAUUUCUAUUAUCCUUAGAGGAAUACUAGGGUGUGCUGAAGACUGGAAUAGAAUUGUGAACGUUUCUGCUGCGUAAACAACAAAAUUACGAGACAGGUUAUGAGGAUUUUGCUUUUCUAUACGGCUUCGGAUUAAAUACACAUAGGACAAGGUAUCAUGGGAAAUGCCGGCCGCUUCAUGACUUGUUGGGCAGAUAACGUAUGGAUGGAUAGCUCGUGGGUAAUCGGGCAAGCGUGCGGCUGAUUAUGUCUUCUGUGGUCCUCUGGUUUCUUUCUUUCUUUCCGAAUCAUGAACUUUUAUGCAGCGAGCCUUUUUUUGUCUUUCGAGUCGUUUCUUUUUCUACUUCCACUUCUACUACUUUCUUCUCUUUUGCAUCAGAGAUCUCCAGGAAUGGGUCCAUAGAGGGAUUGGGUUGCUGCAUUGUACCGAGAGAAUGGCCAAUUGAUACCUGAAAUUUCCAAGCGUUCUUCUUAAAU